AUGCUCCUCAAACCGACUCCAUUCUACUCGUAUAAAGUGGCAGGCAUUGGGGUGGCGCCGUUGUGGGCUGAAGUCAGGGCCAUCCCCGGCGCAGAAGCGCGAGAACCUCCAGGCCUGACCAGACAUGUCGCAUGUAUAACAGGGAUAACCGCCGCUUCCGCCGCAGUGGCCGCAUUGACGUCUGCUGCUGCUGCGGCGGCCGCCGCUCACCGAGCCGUCGCCGUUGCACACGACGCAACGGACCACGUGGCCGCUGCUGAUGCAGGUGUUGCAGUCGGCAUGGGUCCCGUCCGGGCGGGCGGUCGGAGAGGUUCCUUCACCUUCGCAGUGGAAACAACGGACCCAUCGGUUGCGGCAAUCAGGACAGUCGAUCGAUACGUAUAUGGCGCAUGGGCGUCCAAUAUCGUUGUUGCAGAAUCCACACGGGUUUGGACCUGGAACCCCGAGGGGUGUUGGUAA
Messenger RNA from Diaporthe citri, 459 nucleotides. RefSeq lists its product as uncharacterized. The transcript has a single exon. NCBI's taxonomy places the organism in Eukaryota, Fungi, Ascomycota, Sordariomycetes, Diaporthales, Diaporthaceae. The coding region runs from base 1 to 459 and encodes 152 amino acids. The record is from RefSeq and is a predicted model, not a curated record.